Molecule: messenger RNA, 1522 nt
Organism: Gigantopelta aegis
Lineage: Eukaryota; Metazoa; Mollusca; Gastropoda; Neomphalida; Peltospiridae
Product: C-type Lectin CRL-like
Exons: 4
Coding region: 265-903 (212 amino acids)
Source: RefSeq, a predicted model, not a curated record
GACAGGUUAGAUUUAACAUUUCCCAACUUGAUACCAAAGGGAAAUUUGAUCUCUCUCGGAAAAAAUUGACACUCUCUCGUUACUCUUCACAGCUGCUUGGAGAGAAUAGUACUGGAAACAGAUACUACCUACUGUUAAUACGACUGGUGAAAUAGAGAGUAGUAUUUUUCAGCUAAUAAGACUGGUGAGAUGGAUAGUAGUAUCUACCGUUAAUAAGACUGCAUAACCUCCCUCAGUAACAGUUUGUGAAGAUCAUCAACUCUAAUGAUGACCUGUCUGUUGCAACUGUAUUCUAAAGUGUACGCGAUGGGUGUUGUAGUAGCCGAUGGAUCAUCGCCGACUAACGCCAACAGCCGCGUCGGAUGCGCUACGUUGUGUGUUUAUAAGACGUCGUGUUCCUCAUUCUUCUUCAACGGCCACACCGGAUCUUGUCACCUGCACACAAGAUGGAUCAACAAUUUGGUCUUAGAUCCUGCAGGCAAUGUGAACUACUAUGUAGUGUACCCAGAUGCCUGCCAAUUUGAGGGCUACCAGUUCAUUAGAAGAUCGGGAAUGUGUAUAAAAAUUGCAUCAGAUAAGAAGACGUGGACGCAGGCCAAAGCAGCGUGCGAAUCUGAUGGCGCGAGACUUGUGAAGAUUGACACAGCAGACAAAAUGUGGGACAUCUCAGACAUACUAGUGGCAGAGCAUCCAGGGAAUCCUUUUUUCAUAGGCGCAAGCGAUCCUAGCAAGAAUAAUUCGUGGCAAUGGACCGACGGGACAGCUGUGGAACAGUAUUGGUGGAACCCAAACGAACCGAGCGAUUAUCCGACGGAAGACUGCUUGAAAAUCAAUCAAAAUUAUCCUCGCUGGAAUGACGAUAUCUGUGGAAACCACAGAGACUACAUUUGUGAAAAGUUGUAACGUCUAUAUCUGUACAUGGCAUCGGUGUUUGUGAAACAAGUUGUAACGUGUAUAUCUGUACAUGGCAUCUGUUUUUGUGACACAAGUUGUAACAUCUAUAUCUGUACAUGGCAUCGGUGUUUGUAUAAACAAGUUAUAACAUCUAUAUCUGUACAUGGCAUCGGUGUUUGUGAAACAAGUUAUAACGUCUCUAUCUGUACAUGACAUCAGUGUUUGUAAAACAAGUUGUAACAUCUGUAUCUGUACAUGACAUCGGUGUUUGUGAAACAAGUUAUAACGUCUCUAUCUGUACAUGACAUCGGUGUUUGUGAAACAAGUUAUAACGUCUCUAUCUGUACAUGACAUCGGUGUUUGUGAAACAAGUUAUAACGUCUAUAUCUGUACCUGGGGCUUUUAUUCACUAACUCUCGCAACUUCGCGAUCUCGCAGUGCAACGCUAAAAGACUUAUAAAGAGGAUGCUUUGUUGUAUAGCAGAGCCUAAGAGAGCUUUGUGAAUUAGGCCCUGGUAUCUGUAUGUGUGAAAUGUUGUAAUAUAUAUAUAUCUGUACCCAAUCUCUUUGUUUGUGAAAUGUUGUAAUAUAUAUAUACAAACAUGUGUAUAUAUAUAUAUAUAUAUAU